This is a messenger RNA of Macrosteles quadrilineatus (aster leafhopper), 3329 nucleotides long. RefSeq names its product NAD-dependent protein deacetylase Sirt6-like. Bases 175 to 1272 code for a protein of 365 amino acids. Gene Ontology annotation, molecular function: NAD+ binding. The record is from RefSeq and is a predicted model, not a curated record. The transcript is spliced from 8 exons. NCBI's taxonomy places the organism in Eukaryota, Metazoa, Arthropoda, Insecta, Hemiptera, Cicadellidae.
GUUAACAAUAAACAUCCUCUCCUCAAAAACAAUCAUUAACCGAUUUCUCACAUUGCAGUGUUCAUUGUUAUAAGUUCGGUCUACUCAAAAGAUAUAACUUUGUCAGGAUGAUUAUUUAAAGAGCUAUAUAAUAUACAGUAUAACAUAACUAUUGUGGCUGGUGAGAAAAUCAAAAUGUCUUGCAAUUAUGCCGAUGGACUAUCACCCUAUGAAAACAAAGGAGUAUUAGGAUUGGAAGAAAAAUUUGACAGUGAAGAAGAGGUGGCUGAAAAGGUUUCCAAACUUGCUGAAUGGAUCUCAGAGGCUCGCCAUGUUGUGGUUCAUACAGGUGCUGGCAUAAGCACUUCAGCUGGAAUUCCUGACUUCAGAGGCCCAAAAGGGGUUUGGACUUUGGAAGCUAAAGGAGAGAAGCCAGAUAUAAACAUAUCAUUCAACGAUGCCAUUCCUACCAAAACUCACAUGGCGUUGGCCAAGCUUGUUGAAGUUGGGAAAGUGCAAUAUAUAGUGAGUCAGAACAUUGAUGGACUUCAUCUAAGAUCUGGUCUUCCUCGGAAAAAUCUUGCAGAACUGCACGGGAACAUGUUUAUCGAGCAGUGUGCCUUAUGUAACCGACAGUUUGUGAGGAAUGGUGCUACUUCGAGUGUUGGACAGAAGUGUUUGCUGAAGCCAUGCCCCACGUCACGGCUCAAUGGACGUCCGUGUCGUGGCCGGCUGCAUGACACAAUACUGGACUGGGAGGCGAGCCUGCCAGAGAACGACUUGGGAAUGGCUGAUUUCCACUCAUGUGUAGCAGAUCUGUGUAUAAGUUUGGGCACAACACUACAGAUCCUACCUAGCGGCAAUCUGCCCUUGCACACCAAGAAGUACAACAGCGGACGACUCGCCAUCUGCAACCUGCAACCCACCAAGCACGAUCGGAAAGCUGACAUGUUGAUCCAUGCGUAUGUGGAUGACAUCUUGGUGAAGCUGAUGGAACAGCUGGGAUUGGACAUCCCAGAGUACUCUCGUCUCAACGAUCCUACGCUGACACGUCGGGGUCGUCCCAUGGAGUGGACUAUCCUGGACAGUGAGGUAGCUGCCAUGCGGAGAAUGUAUGAGAAAACUUGCUGUCGAGGAAAGAAGAAAAGGCCAGAAAAAGAGAAAAUUUCCUCUAAGAAAAUCAAAAGAGAACCUGAAUUCAAGUGUGAAGAUAAACUUGCAGACAUCAAAACAGACAGUGAAUUUACAAAAAUUGAAAUCAAAGUUGAGAAGAAAGAAAGUGAUACUGGUUGAAACUUAGGGAUUUCUGAACUGUGAGUUUUAAACAAAUGCAAUUCAAACAAAUAUUCUUUGUCAUGUAGCACUAGGAAGAUAUGACAUAAAGGACUAAAUAUUAAUUUUUAUUUUUAAUAAUUUACAAAGGUUUAGAAAAUCUCUGAAUAUAAAAAUUAUAGGAAGGUAGCUUUAUUAUAAAACUAAUCAAAUCAAUCAUAUUCCUUAGAGUUAAAAGACUGUAUUUUGUAAUGUAUUUUAAUUUUUAAAUGUUGCAUGUGUUUUUAACUUAGUUAUUAAGAUAAAUAAUUUGUUUUUAGAUUAUUUUCAGUUGAAAUAAGUGAUAUAGCACGGUGCAUUAUUAAUAUUAUUUCUUAUCAGUAUUUUUGUAGUUGUAAGUGUAGAAAUAAAAAAAAUUGUCAUCUAGUCCCUUUUGUAGCAUUUUGGAUCUGCUUCUCUCAUGAUCUCUUGUUGGAUCAUCUUUAGGAUUUAUCCUCAUGAAAAUAACUGAUAUCAAAACAUUUUGCAUAAGGUUGAUCCUAAAAUUGUUGUAUGGCCUGUCAGAGAAGGUCCUGCCACCACAUUAGAAAUGUAUGCUCCUAUUGACAUUCUUAUUUUGAGCUUCUUUACAAAUUUGCUACAAUUUAUUUGGUAAUUAAAAAACCUGUUAGUUUUUAUGUUUCAUAGAGCAACAGAGCUCUCUGAGGUCCAUGAAUAUGGCAAUUUCCUUUUAGUAAGGGUUUCAAAUAGUGUUUUGUUGUUGUUAAAACUAUUAGCUUUACCCUUACCUUGGAACAGGGUAUGAGUCGUAAAUUAUACAAAAUAUACAGGUAUUAUUAAUAAUUUUAACAUUUUACAUAUUCUCCAUGAUAAAAGGCAUCAUUGCAGGAAUAAUAAACUCACCAACAAAUUUUACAAUACUCCAUCUGGUUUGUGCCAAUCAUUUUUACAGUGUAGCGAUAGACCUUUUACUGUGGAUGAAGACUUUGACUUUGGUGAAUAACUUUAAGUCCUAAGGAGUAUUAAAUCCAAAAUAAGAAACCUUCUUAGUCAUAUUUCAGAAGUGUCCAGGCAGACGGAUGUUUGGUUUGAUAAUGCACAAUGGACAUGUAUUUAUUUUUACCAAUUUACAUUUCUAGAUUAGGGAAAUCAAGAAAAGACCACCCAAGGAUUUUUUGUAAAUAUCAAUAUCUAAAAAAAUAUUGAUCCUUUUGUCUAUCUAUAUACUUACUACAAAAAGGUUUUUCUCUGUAACCCCCUUUUUUCCUACUUAACCGCUUUUUACAAUAGUAUUUUAAAGCUUAUGACAAAUGUAGGGAGGAAUGGUAACUAAAAGGUAAUUUCCUUUAGGGCUUUGCCUCAUAGAUUUAUUUCUAGAGCUCGCUUUCAAAGAUCCAUUGAUGAUGAUGACCCACUUUCUUUAUAAAAAUUGAAAUGUAAACUGUAAUUUUCUCAGCUUUAUUUUAAAUUGGCAACUUUCAUUGAUAAUUGCCAUAAUAUUAGUUUAUGUGUCAAAUUGUAAGUGUAAAUCUGUAAUCGUACUUUAUGGUGUACAUUUACAAUCAACACAUUUAAUAUAUUUUUAACUUAAUAACUGUGUUAAAAAAACAUAAUCAUUGAAAAGUAAAGGAUGAUAUUGUGUUAUUUGUUUGCCUCAAAAACAAGUUUUAAGCCCUAUUAGAGUAAAAAGCUUGUGUCAGGUCCCCUAGACUGUAUUACAGUCUUGUAAUAGUAGACACAAUCAUCAAAGUCAAUCCUUUAAUCAACAUUAUAACUUUUGAACAAUUCUAUCACUACUAGUAGGGUGAUAAAUAAUAUAAAUAAACAAUUAAAGUAAUAUUACGAACAACCUUUCGUGUAGUUUUAGUUUAACUAUGAGAGAAUCAGGUAGUAUAAAAUAUAAAACUAAAUGUGAGAAUAAUUAAUUAAUAUAAUUAAUAUUUACAGUCCAGUUUUACCAUAAAUGAAUUGCUUUCUGAAUUUUGUGAUGAAAAAUGUUUAAAGACAGAGUACGUACACUAAUGCAUGUCAAAUGAUUUUUGAACUAUGUGUUACUAAUUGAUGUUAAAAGAAUAUGC